GGUAACCCUGUGCGUGGCAAGAAGGGAAGGGCACAGAGCUCGGUUUUUGAGCUCUAAAUUUCUAACCUUUCACAUUCUCUCUUCUUCUAUUUUCUUCCUUUCUUUCCAACUCCACAACACUCAAACCCCAAACCCUAGCACACCUCAAGCGUUGAUCAGAUGGCCACCAAACGAAUCAACAAGGAAUUGAAGGACCUGCAGAAAGAUCCUCCUGCAUCCUGCAGUGCUGGUCCAGUGGCUGAUGACAUGUUCCAUUGGCAAGCUACAAUUAUGGGCCCUGCUGAUAGCCCAUUUGCUGGAGGUGUAUUUCUUGUGUCAAUUCACUUCCCUCCUGAUUAUCCUUUCAAACCACCCAAGGUUUCAUUCCGGACAAAGGUUUUCCAUCCUAAUAUCAACAGUAAUGGUAGUAUCUGCCUAGACAUUCUCAAAGAGCAGUGGAGCCCUGCCCUCACAAUAUCCAAGGUCCUUUUGUCUAUAUGUUCUCUGCUGACAGAUCCCAACCCAGAUGAUCCUCUGGUGCCUGAGAUUGCUCAUAUGUACAAAACUGAUAGACCCAAGUAUGAGGCCACUGCCCGGUCAUGGACUCAAAAAUAUGCCAUGGGCUAAGUCAUUGCUUCAUCUGCUACUUCAUAUUUUUAUUGUUCUCUUCCGUAGUUAAUUUCCUUACUUUCUACACUCUAGUAAAUAAAUAGUGUUGAAUUGAUUUUAAACAAGUAUGAUAUGUAUGUACUCUGUUCUAUGCAAGUCCUUUGAACUUUAAAAUUUAAAAAAGGAAGUUUCAGAUGCA
Vigna unguiculata (cowpea) is the source of this 787-nucleotide messenger RNA. Its product is annotated as ubiquitin-conjugating enzyme E2-17 kDa-like. NCBI's taxonomy places the organism in Eukaryota, Viridiplantae, Streptophyta, Magnoliopsida, Fabales, Fabaceae. The record is from RefSeq and is a predicted model, not a curated record.